Candidula unifasciata is the source of this 1335-nucleotide messenger RNA. NCBI's taxonomy places the organism in Eukaryota, Metazoa, Mollusca, Gastropoda, Stylommatophora, Geomitridae. The record is from the annotation of a GenBank genome assembly.
AUGACCACCACACCACCAAAAGAGACCACCACAGCGGCACCAAACGAGGAGCAGUUUUUCAACAAACUGGGGGAGAUACCAGUUUUAAAUGAUAGCUGGAACACUGCACUCAACUAUUAUGCCAAAGUCAAGGACUACAACUCUCUGACAAAAUUGGCCCUGGAUGCCACAGAGUCUGGGGUGAAAAAGGCUGCAGAGUUGUCUUCUCCUGUGAUCAGUCAUUUUCAGCCACAGAUUGAGACUGUCAACAACUAUGCCUGCAAUAAAUUGGAUGCUAUCGAAAACAAGUAUCCACUGGUCAAGCAACCAUCGAAGGAGGUGAAAGAUGCCUGUAUGGAGUAUGUGCAGCCUGUGGUUGAACGGGUCAAGCCAGUGGUCACAUAUGUACAAGGUGUUGUGGAUACCAGUGUCAAACAGGUGGAACGUGUGAAGACAGGUGGCAAGAAUUUGGUGACAGGUGCUCGUGAUCUGGGAGUGAACACUGUCAGUCAGGCUGUGAAUAUGACCCUAGAUUCGCCUCCGGGCCGUCUGGUGACACGAACUGUUGAUGGUGUUCUCACAUGUGCUGAAGGACUGGUGGACCGCUAUAUCCCAGAGGAACCAAAGAAAUGUGAGGAUGACGAUUCUGAUGAUUCUGCAAAGGACGAAAGUGUUGAGAAAAUGGAAGAAAUGGAGCCCAGCCCACAGAGAGUGGCUGUCCACUUUCAGACCGUCAGCAAGAAGUUGAGGGAAAGAAUGUUCAAACGUGCAAUGAGAAACUACCAGAAUGCUAAAGUGAGGACACUGGACACUGUGGGAAAGUUGAACAAUGCUGUUGACUUGAUUGAUUAUGCGAAGAAAAAUUUGGACGCUGCACGAGGUAAAGUUGAGGAAUUGUGGACACAGAUAACUGACACAAUUGAACAGCCACGGGAAGGUGAAGAAAACUCUGCUGCAUGGAAUGUAGAGGAGCGGAUUGUUUUGAUUGGUCGCACACUGACAAAGCAACUGAGGUCUGGUGUUUCAGCUCUAGAGAAGGUCUCCAGUGAAGCUGGCCAGUUUGUUCGUCACCCAGUCACCAAAUCAAAGGAGUUCAAAGAUCUGGCUUACCAGCUCAGCACAGACUUCAGAAACAUGAGUGUUGACAAGGCCAGGUCAAGCCUUCAAGCUGUCCAGACAAAAUUGAAAGCAAUCAUUGACAGAUUGGAGUCACCCGAGUGGCUGGCUGUGGACAUUGACAUGGAGGACAUUAACUUGGAGGAAGACUCAAACUCAAAUUCUGCUGACGCUUCUAAUGAGGAGGAGGAGGAGGAGGAGGCAGAAGUUGAAGAGGAAGUCCGAAACUCCUGCAACUGA